Molecule: messenger RNA, 692 nt
Organism: Loxodonta africana (African savanna elephant)
Lineage: Eukaryota; Metazoa; Chordata; Mammalia; Proboscidea; Elephantidae
Gene: CRABP1
Product: cellular retinoic acid binding protein 1
Exons: 4
Coding region: 1-414 (137 amino acids)
Biological process (GO): fatty acid transport
Cellular component (GO): nucleus; cytosol
Molecular function (GO): fatty acid binding; retinoic acid binding
Source: RefSeq, a predicted model, not a curated record
AUGCCCAACUUCGCCGGCACCUGGAAGAUGCGCAGCAGUGAGAAUUUCGACGAGCUGCUCAAGGCGUUGGGUGUGAACGCCAUGCUGAGGAAGGUGGCGGUGGCGGCUGCGUCCAAGCCGCACGUGGAGAUCCGUCAGGACGGGGAUCAGUUCUACAUCAAGACGUCCACCACCGUGCGCACCACCGAGAUCAACUUCAAGGUCGGAGAAGGCUUCGAGGAGGAGACUGUGGACGGACGCAAGUGCAGGAGUUUAGCCACUUGGGAGAAUGAGAACAAGAUCCACUGCACACAAACUCUCCUUGAGGGGGACGGCCCCAAAACCUACUGGACCCGCGAGCUAGCCAACAACGAGCUCAUCCUGACGUUUGGCGCCGAUGACGUGGUCUGCACGAGAAUUUAUGUUCGCGAGUGAAGGCGGCUGGCUUGGUCCAGCUUUAGGGGCGGAAUGCACGCUCCCCUGGGAAUAUGUAAUAGGCCCAAGUUGCCCGUGGGCCUCCCCUCCCUCCAUCAACAUUAGGUGAUCCCCUGGUUCUUCCCAAUAAUGUUGUAGUGUUUCCCCCCAAGGCCUUCACGCCCUUCGUGUUCCUGGUGCUCUGUAGUUUGGCAUUUGCAUGGUUUCAUCAGUCAUUAAACUAGAUGGACAUAUCUCAUGGCUCCUCCUUUUCUUGAGUUGCCUCUUUAGUUCAGCAC